Drosophila guanche is the source of this 2387-nucleotide messenger RNA. RefSeq names its product hexokinase type 2 (gene Hex-A). Gene Ontology annotation, molecular function: ATP binding; glucokinase activity; mannokinase activity. Lineage: Eukaryota; Metazoa; Arthropoda; Insecta; Diptera; Drosophilidae. The record is from RefSeq and is a predicted model, not a curated record. Gene Ontology annotation, biological process: glycolytic process; glucose 6-phosphate metabolic process; intracellular glucose homeostasis. The coding region runs from base 357 to 2009 and encodes 550 amino acids. The transcript has a single exon. Gene Ontology annotation, cellular component: cytosol; mitochondrion.
AGUGGAUUUAACUGUUAACAAAGCUCUCACAGCAACCGGACGCGUGCAGCGGACAGAAAUAAAACGGUGGAGAGAUCGAGACUCGGAAAGCGGAACCAUAAGCAACAUAGAAAAAAGCUAAGGCAAACAAAACUAAAGCAAAGCAAAGCAAAGCAAAGGCAAACGAAACAAAAACUAGAAAAGUAACAGAAAAUACAAAAUAAUUGCGUUGCAUUCGCGAGUGUAAAAUCGCAACGAAUCGGUUUUGAGUGAAUUUUUGUUGUAGUCCCCCGUGUGUCUCUUGCGCUGUUAUUUUUUUGUUGGUGUGGGUGUGUAGUGAGACGACUGCCAGAACUGUCCGUUAGAGUGCCGAAAAGAUGGACCAGGAGUUGAACGGGGCCAUGCGGAGCGUGUCUAUAAAUAGCAAUGGACUGGCGGCCACACCGCAUCUGAACGGCCACAGCAAAGACGAGCCGGACAAUGUGCGGCGGACGGCGGCGUCGGGGGGAGCAUUGAGUGCAUCUGCAUCGGCCGCCGCCAGCGCCAGCGUUAGCAAAGCGACAAAUGCAUCGACAGCCGCUGCAGCGGCCAGAGCAAUCCCAGCGGCGGCAUCGUCCGCAUCCACAGCCACAGAAGCAACAUCGUUGUCGGGUCUAGCCGGGGCCAGUGAGGCGGAGAAAAAGAAAAUGGUCUACGAGUUAUGUCAGCAGCUUCUGCUCACAGACGAGCAGGUGCAGGAGCUGUGCUACCGCAUCCUGCACGAGAUUCGCCGCGGCCUGGCCAAGGACACGCACCCGAAGGCGAAUGUCAAGUGCUUCGUGACCUACGUGCAGGACCUUCCCAAUGGGAACGAGCGCGGCAAGUUCCUAGCCCUUGACCUCGGCGGCACCAACUUCCGGGUGCUGCUGAUCCACCUGCAGGAAAACAACGACUUCCAGAUGGAGUCGCGCAUCUACGCGAUACCCCAGCACAUCAUGACCGGCUCGGGCACACAGCUAUUCGAUCACAUUGCCGAGUGCCUAUCCAACUUCAUGGCCGAGCACAACGUGUACGCGGAGCGACUGCCUCUCGGCUUCACCUUCUCGUUCCCGCUGCGCCAAUUAGGCCUCACCCGUGGCCUGCUGGAGACAUGGACCAAGGGCUUCAACUGCGCUGGAGUCGUGAACGAGGAUGUGGUGCAGCUGCUGAAGGACGCGAUUGCGCGGCGCGGCGACGUACAGAUCGACGUUUGCGCCAUCCUCAACGACACCACUGGCACCCUGAUGAGCUGCGCCUGGAAGAACCACAACUGCAAAAUCGGCCUUAUCGUCGGCACCGGCUCGAACGCCUGCUACGUGGAGCGGGUCGAGGAGGCAGAGCUCUUCGAUGUCGAGGGCAACCGCAAGCCCCAUGUGCUCAUCAACACCGAGUGGGGCGCAUUCGGCGACAAUGGCGCCCUCGACUUUGUUCGCACCGAGUUCGAUCAGGAUAUCGACAGCCAUAGCAUUAAUCCCGGCAAGCAAACCUUCGAGAAGAUGAUCUCCGGCAUGUACAUGGGCGAGCUGGUGCGCCUUGUUCUUGUCAAAAUGACGCACGCCGGCAUCUUGUUCAAGGGCCAGGACUCCGAGGUGCUCAACACGCGCGGCCUCUUCUUCACCAAGUACGUGAGCGAGAUCGAGGCGGACGAGCCUGGAACCUUCACCAACUGCCGCCUGGUGCUCGAGGAGCUGGGCCUGACCAAUGCCACCGACGGUGACUGUGCCAACGUGCGCUACAUCUGCGAGUGCGUCUCGAAGCGAGCCGCUCAUCUCGUCUCUGCCGGCAUUGCAACGCUGAUCAAUAAGAUGGACGAGCCCUUUGUGACGGUGGGCGUUGACGGCAGUGUGUACCGUUUCCAUCCCAAGUUCCAUAAUCUGAUGGUCGAGAAGAUCACGAAGCUGAUCAAGCCCGGCAUCACCUUUGACCUCAUGCUCUCGGAGGAUGGCUCCGGACGUGGGGCAGCGCUCGUAGCGGCCGUCGCCUGCCGUGAGGACAUACUCAACAGCAAGUAGACGAGACACCGGAGAAAGCGAGAGAGAGAAAGAGAGAGAAAGAGCAGCGGUCUAUGCUCCCCAAACUGCUGCUUCCGCCGGCAUCAUUGGCAUCCCAGACGUGUCCGGGUCGCCACAUAACAAGUACAGAACAACAACAACAACAAGAGCCAACAGCAAUUUCCGAUUUGCAAAUGAGAAAAUAGUUUCCUUCGUUGCCCGACACAGGGCGCCCUGGGGUUGGGCUCUGGCCCGCCACUGCCGCCACGUGUCGGCCCCAUCCCCCCCAUGACCCAGGGCUGCGGUGCGCGCUUCUUUAGUAUUUUUAAUUAGGCGAAAAGAAAAGAGAAGAAAAGUUCGGGUUUUAAGCAAAAAAAAAACCGGAAAAAAAACAUAAAC